GUCAGCCCUUGCGCGGGGCGGUGGCGGCAGAGACAUGUCGGUGGCGUUCGUGCCGGAGCGUCUGCGCGGGAAGGUGGAGGUGAACCAGCAGACGUUGCAGUGGCUGCUGGAGGAGAACGACCAGCUGAUCCGGUGCAUCGUGGAGUACCAGAGCAAGGGCCGGGCCACCGAAUGCGUGCAGUACCAGCAUAUCCUGCACAGAAACCUCAUUUACUUAGCUACAAUUGCUGAUGCAGCACCACCCAUCAGAAGACCAUAGACUGACUGCACAUACCUGGACACGAGCAGCAAUGCUUUAACCAUCUCUAGAACUACUUAAGAGUCUUGCUUUGUGAGCUGAGGUGUGGUUUUGACAGACAGGUAAAAAGUCAUCUAUGCGUUUAUGUUGAAAAUGUGAAUGUAACUUUUCAUGUAAUAUUAGGCUAGCUUCUUUCCUCUUGCUGUAAGCAGAACUUAAG
This is a messenger RNA of Pezoporus flaviventris, 458 nucleotides long. Its product is annotated as SS18-like protein 2. Lineage: Eukaryota; Metazoa; Chordata; Aves; Psittaciformes; Psittacidae. Gene Ontology annotation, biological process: positive regulation of transcription by RNA polymerase II. The coding region runs from base 35 to 259 and encodes 74 amino acids. Gene Ontology annotation, molecular function: transcription coactivator activity. The transcript is spliced from 3 exons. Gene Ontology annotation, cellular component: nucleus. The record is from RefSeq and is a predicted model, not a curated record.